This is a messenger RNA of Cantharellus anzutake, 519 nucleotides long. RefSeq lists its product as uncharacterized. The record is from RefSeq and is a predicted model, not a curated record. The transcript is spliced from 4 exons. Bases 1 to 519 code for a protein of 172 amino acids. Lineage: Eukaryota; Fungi; Basidiomycota; Agaricomycetes; Cantharellales; Hydnaceae.
AUGUUCCAGAACAAUGCCGGAGAUGAUCUGGGCCACCAGGGCUUAGCAAAUGACUGUGACCCAACAGGAAGUUGCCUAGAGCCUGAGCUUGGACACCCAUCUUCAAUUCCUGACAAUGUCAACCAUUCAUAUCUGUCAUUCCAGGCCAAUCUUCUGGACAAUCUCAAUGAGGAUUUGGAUGCUGGCUAUCCAGCAUACCAUAACUUGCAUGACUCUCAGCAUUGGACAAGUUUACAAGGUAAAAUGAUAUGCGACAUUUUUAACAUGACCCUGGAUGGGCCAUGGAAUCAUUACUGGUUCCAAGGUGCACAAAACCUGGCAUUAGAGUUGGAGAUGCAGGAUUUGGUCACAAGAGAUAUGAAUCUAGACCUGGACUCGAGUUUGGGUCAGAGUCCUACCCUAUCCCUGUCCACACCCACCUUUGGACCAAACAACACUCCUCCUCACUCCUCCUCCUCACCCCUCAAGACCCUCUCCUACCCUACCUCUGUCCGCUCUGAUAUUCACCUUCGGACCUGA